ACCCUGACAAUAACUCUAUAGCACGUGUUGGCGUGUUGUGUUUAAAUCUUGUUAAUUUUUUAAACGCGAAUUGUGAAUAAGAUGGUGAAAGUACAAAAGCCUCCACAGCCGAAAUCGCUGAGUAAAACGCAGAAAAUUGAGGGCGUUUCCAAGGAAAAAUUAAAGGCUGCCAAAGAGAAGAAAACAACAGCAAAAGUUGUUGCCGCCGCUGAUAUUGUAGCUGACAUUAAAAAGGCGAAGAAGUCGAAAGAAGUUAAAAAUGUGGUGGAAAAGUCUGAGAAAAAGGCCUCAAAAGACAAGACAACUGAUAAGCCCAAAGCAUCGAAAAAGGCAUUGGUGCUAGCACCUCCGCCAUCGCCUGCUGUAGCAGCAGCACCAAAAGCAAAAGGCGGCAAGAAGGUGACAGCGGCGCCGGCGUCGCCGGUGGCAGCAACACCGAAGCCCAAAGUGGGUAAGAAGCCAUUGGUUGUAGCACCCACGCCAUCGCCAGUUGCGGUAGCCCCUCGUAAAACAAAAGGCGGCAAGAAGACGUUGGCUGUGGAAGAACCUGUAGAUGUUCCAACAACACCUGUUGAGGCAGCUCCUAAAAAGAAAGGUGGCAAGAAAGCUGCUCCAGUUGUUGAGGCAGAAGCAGCAGCUAAACCGAAAGCCAUCAAGAAGAAAUUAGUGGAAGAAGCUGCUCCAAAAGAAAAGAAAUCCGCCAAGAAGGUUGCAGAUUUGGCUCUAGACAAGACAAGCCAAGCUAAAGGCAAAAAGAAGGAUAUUGCAAAACCAUCACCAGCCAUCGUUGAAGAGAAGGCUGCAAAGAAGGAGAAAAAGCAAGAGAGCAUUGCGGCUACUCCCAAGGAAGCAAAACCUGUCAAGGAAAUCAAGCCUAUUAAGGAAACCAAACCUGCCAAAAAAGCCAAGGAAGUCAAAGCUGUUAAGGAAGUUAGGCCUGCCAAGGAAGUCAAGCCUACCAAGGAUGCUAAGACUGACAAAGAAGCCUCAAAUAAAAAAGAGUUGGCAAAUGGCAAAGCAGAGAAACCUGUUACCAAAAAACUGGGUAAGGCUCUAAAAACUAAAGGAGCAGCUGCGAAAGAAAAUGGAGUUGAAAAGAAGCCCAAGAGAGAGAUUGAGUUGAAGUAUGAGCUCAAGCCAUUUGAUGAGGAACAAUUCUUUUCGAUUGUCAGCUCGGCGAAUGUGCAGAAAGUUUGCGAUGCUCUCAAGACACAAGUAGCCGAAGAGGUCAAGAAGCAAAAGUCCGCAUCGAUCUUCAAAGAUUAUCGUUACAUACUGCAGGUGUGCAGCUAUAAGAUACCCAGUUGCCCGAGGCGUGUCGUGAAGUUGGCACUAAAGAAUUCACUCGUGGGCAGCGAUGACGAUGUGGCUAUCAUUGUGACGGACUUGCAGCGUGGCGCACGUUUCGAUUAUGAGCCUACAGUGCAGCACUAUGAGGAUCUGUUCCGCGAGGCGGGCGUCGAACAGAAGCUGACCGUGGUGCCAUUCAAUCAGCUGCGCAAUGAUAUGGGCACCUUUGAGGCAAAGCGCAAAUUCCUCAACACAUACGACUACUUUUUGUGUGAUGGACGCAUCUCUGGUCAAGCCCACGGUUUCCUCGGUCAGGGCACACAGAAGCCUCGCAACGUCCUGCACGCCGUGCGCCUGAGCAAGGAAGACGACCUGCCAAAGGAGAUUACGCGGGCACUCUGUCGCACAGCUUACAGACAGCUGCACAAGGGUGAUCUGACGGCCAUUCCAGUGGGCAAUCAUGAGUUCAGCGGCAAACAGCUUGCAGAGAAUGUGGAGACCGUUGUCAAUCAACUGCAGCAAGUGUAUCCCGGUGGCUUAGCAAACAUUCGCUCGUUGUAUUUGAAAAUCGAUAUGGUUGGUACAUCGGCGCUGCCAUUGUACAUCAGCAUGUGCUCCCCACCUGCAGAUGCGCCCUACGUGGUCGGUCCGCGUGAGCAGCGUAUGUUGAAGCUGAAGAAGCAGGCCAACGAAGUGCUGUCCAGAUUCGCACUUACCAAGGAUGUUAACUUUGUGAAGUUAACCGAUGAGCAAGUGAAGAACAAGGCAGAAGUACGUGCGAAGCGUCUGGCGCUGCAGUCGGCCGAUGCCAAGGACGAGAACGAUGAGGAAGAAGCAGUUUUGCCAGCGAAAAAGGCACGCAAAGAGGCGGCAGUUAAAGAAGUCGAAGCUGAAGAGGAAGACGAUGACGAGGAUGUUGAGGAGGAUGAUGAUGACGUUGACGAGGACGAGGACGAUGACGAGGAUGAUGAUGAGGACGAUGAUGAGGAUGAUGAAGAGUAAAAGAAGCGAAUAAAAGUAUGUCACACUUCCUUAGUCUCUAUUUUGUAUAUGCAAUUUACAUUGUUUAUGUAUUGCCUAACAAUGAUGCAACAAUUUUAGAUAAGAAACCCAUGUUUUAUAUAAGAAAUAAACAUUUUUACAGCUUCAUUAGAGAUCUGUAAAGCAAAUCAACUAUGA
Drosophila albomicans is the source of this 2469-nucleotide messenger RNA. Its product is annotated as ribosomal L1 domain-containing protein CG13096. The record is from RefSeq and is a predicted model, not a curated record. The transcript has 2 exons. The coding region runs from base 82 to 2292 and encodes 736 amino acids. Lineage: Eukaryota; Metazoa; Arthropoda; Insecta; Diptera; Drosophilidae.